CACUCUGUAGUCACUGCCUGAAGCAGUAAUCAGACAACUGUCCUUCUCACUCUGACUCGGGCUCUUGAGAUACCAGUUAGUGUGUGUAUCGGGGCUCCAUGAGUUCUAACACUUAAAAUGAAAAAGAAAAAGUUGUCUUGUAGCCGGUAAUUUGUUGCGUUACAGGUUCUACCAACUCUUUAAGAACUUAAUUUUGCUAACAUUUCUUCUUGUUGUUCUGGACUGGACUGGACAGACUUGGCUGUAGAAUAUUAUAAAGAAACGUAAAGGAAGGGUUACCAGAAAAAGUACAAGGAUUCCACCAAUAUUGGGGCAGGUGGAAAGAGAAAAAAAAACAGAGAGAGAGAGAGAGGCAGCCUGGUUCAGAUGAUUCCCGGCCGCUACGUCUUUCCAGGUCUAUGGACAUGCAGGAUCUAGCCAGUCCUCACAGCCGUGAAUCCCCUAAUGGUCCCAGCCUCGACAACUCCCAUAUCAAUACCAAUUCCAUGACCCCCAAUGGCACUGAAGGUGAUAACAUCACAAUGCUCACCACAGCUGACUGGUUGUUAAGCACUAGCUCACAGUCGGCUGCAGUUAAAACAGAACCAAUGAGCAGCAGUGACAUCACCUCCCCAGUAGCCGACGCCUCCCUAGACAGCUUCUCAGGAUCAGUUAUUGGAACCAGUGGCUUCAGCCCAAGACAAACACACCAGUUCUCCUCUCAGAUUUACCCUUCCAACAGAUCGUAUCCACAUAUUCUUCCUACUCCUUCAUCCCAAAAUAUGGCUGCGUAUGGUCAGACACAGUACACCACAGGAAUGCAGCAGGCCGCAGCCUAUGCUAGCUACCCCCAGCCUGGACAACCCUACGGGAUACCUGCCUAUGGUCCAUUAUGGGCAGGCAUAAAGACAGAGGGCGGACUGAGCCAGUCCCAAUCCCCAGGACAGGCAGGCUUCCUCAGCUACAGCUCUGGUUUCAGCACCCCUCCGACGGGCCAGGCUCCAUACAGCUAUCAGAUGCCAGGCGGGACGUUCACAACCACGUCAGGACUGUACGCAGGAAGCAACUCCCUCACAAACUCAACUGGCUUCAAUAGUACACAACAGGACUACCCGAGCUACCCAGCGUUCGGCCAGGGCCAGUACGCCCAGUAUUACAACAGUUCUCCCUACACCUCCCCCUAUAUGACCAGCAACAACACCAGUCCCACCACCCCCUCCACCACAGCCACCUACACCCUCCAGGAGCCCCCCAGCGCCCUGACCAGCCAGGCCCUCACAGACCCCCCAGCAGGUAGGCCCCAGGCCCCCCAGGCAACCCACCCUCCGUCUCCAGGAUCAGACGGCUCUGGAGGGGGUGGCUAUGAUGCCAGGGCCACUCAUUAUGUCGAGUACAGUACCAUCCACAGUCCUUCAACGCCCAUUAAAGAUUCAGAAUCGGAUCGAUUGCGGCGUGCUUCGGAUGGAAAGUCACGUGGCCGAGGGAGAAGGAACAACAACCCUUCACCACCGCCUGAUUCUGACCUUGAGAGAGUGUUCAUCUGGGACUUGGAUGAGACCAUCAUCGUUUUCCAUUCGUUGCUCACAGGGUCUUACGCUAACAGAUACGGCCGGGAUCCCCCGACGUCUGUGUCACUGGGACUGAGGAUGGAAGAGAUGAUCUUUAACUUGGCAGACACGCACUUAUUCUUCAACGACUUGGAGGAGUGUGACCAGGUUCACAUCGACGACGUCUCAUCUGAUGACAACGGUCAGGAUCUGAGUACGUAUAACUUUGGCUCGGAUGGGUUUCACGCGGCUGCAACCAGUGCCAACCUGUGCCUGGCCACGGGCGUGAGAGGAGGGGUGGACUGGAUGAGAAAACUGGCCUUCCGCUACAGACGAGUAAAAGAAAUCUACACCACCUACAAAAAUAACGUUGGAGGUCUGCUGGGCCCAGCCAAACGAGAAGCCUGGUUACAAUUGAGAGCAGAAAUUGAAGCUUUGACUGACUCCUGGUUAACACUGGCACUGAAAGCACUCACAUUAAUCCACUCAAGGUCAAACUGUGUGAAUAUACUGGUGACCACUACCCAGCUCAUACCUGCCCUGGCUAAAGUCCUGCUGUACGGACUGGGGAUAGUGUUUCCUAUUGACAAUAUUUAUAGUGCUACCAAAAUAGGGAAGGAGAGCUGUUUUGAGAGAGUAAUUCAGAGAUUCGGGAGGAAAGUUGUUUACGUCGUCGUGGGAGACGGAGUGGAAGAGGAACAAGGCUCAAAAAAGCACAACAUGCCCUUCUGGAGGAUCUCCAGCCACUCUGACCUCAUGGCCCUCCACCAUGCUCUGGACCUAGAGUACUUGUAGCUACCGCCUGGAACUACACCGCCCAGCCCCGAAACUGGCCCCUACAUCAACCUACUGGCCCCUACCGGCCCCUACAUCAACCUACUGGCCCCUACUGGCCCCUACAUCAACCUACUGGCCCCUACUGGCCCUACCGGCUCCUACAUCAACCUACUGGCCCCUACUGGCCCCUACAUCAACC
Messenger RNA from Salmo salar (Atlantic salmon), 2502 nucleotides. NCBI's taxonomy places the organism in Eukaryota, Metazoa, Chordata, Actinopteri, Salmoniformes, Salmonidae. The record is from RefSeq and is a predicted model, not a curated record.